Molecule: messenger RNA, 2160 nt
Organism: Xenopus laevis (African clawed frog)
Lineage: Eukaryota; Metazoa; Chordata; Amphibia; Anura; Pipidae
Gene: sirt7.L
Product: sirtuin 7 L homeolog
Biological process (GO): regulation of mitochondrion organization; epigenetic regulation of gene expression; DNA repair-dependent chromatin remodeling
Cellular component (GO): nucleus; site of double-strand break; chromatin
Molecular function (GO): NAD-dependent protein lysine deacetylase activity; histone H3K18 deacetylase activity, NAD-dependent; NAD+ binding
Source: RefSeq, marked provisional
CGCAAAAAUGGGUCGCGCGGAAAGGAAGGCGGAAGCGCGAGAGGAAAUUCUUCGGCGGGAGCAAUACCGAGACCGGCUGAGGCGGGUGUGUCUGAUCCUGCGAAAGCCGGCCGCCGACAGAAGCCCAGAGGAAAGCGAGUUGCUGGAGAAAUGUGGGGACCUGGUGCACGAAUCGGAGAGACGGAAGUUGCACAGCGAAAGGCGGCGCCACCGGGAACAGGAGGUGUUGGAUGAUAAAGAUUUGCUAAGGGAAAAAGUUCUUCAGUUGGCAGGUGCCAUUCGUGCAGCAGAACAUCUUGUUAUCUACACAGGAGCUGGGGUUAGCACGGCUGCUGCUAUUCCAGAUUAUCGGGGGCCAAGUGGUGUGUGGACUCUUCUGAACAAGGGCAGGACUGUAAAUGCAGGGGAUCUAAGUGAAGCCCAGCCUACUUUUACACACAUGUGUAUUGUGCGGUUACACAGUGCAGGGAUGGUCCACCAUGUUGUGUCACAAAAUUGUGAUGGGCUGCACCUUCGGAGUGGAUUACCAAGAGAAGCCAUCUCUGAAGUUCAUGGGAAUAUGUUCAUUGAGGUCUGUACGUUAUGUUCUCCACAAAAAGAGUAUGUGAGAGUGUUUGAUGUAACAGAACGCACUGCUCUUCACAAGCACAACACAGGACGCUUUUGUCACAAUUGCAGAGCUGAAUUAAGAGACUCCAUUGUUCACUUUGGAGAGCGGGGGAAGUUGACACAGCCAUUAAACUGGGAAGGGGCAGUGCAAGCAGCUGAGAAAGCUGAUGUAAUACUGUGUCUUGGGUCAAGUCUAAAGGUCCUGAAGAAGUACAGUUGCCUCUGGGGUAUGAAUAGGGCUCGUGCACGUCGGCCAAAACUCUAUAUUGUGAACUUACAGUGGACACCUAAGGAUUCAGUAGCUACCCUUAAGAUUAAUGGAAAAUGUGAUGAUGUUAUGCAGAUCUUGAUGGAGGAACUGAACCUAAAUGCUCCACCUUAUGACAGGUCUCAGGAUCCAAUAUUUUCCUUGGCUGUCCCAUUGCACCCCGGUGAGGAACACGGCCACACCCGAAGGCCUAUAAAGACUGCAGAGUCACACAACAUAAUACCUGAGCAGUUGCAGCCACUAACUGAGCAGCCGGUAAGUGGUGGCUGGUUUGGUAAGGGAUACACCAAGGGUCGAAGGAUGAGAAGAUGAUGGAUCACCAGUUCUUCCCUCAGUAAACUUGCACAUCUGCACUAUGUAUGACUGUUUGCACAUACUAAACAAAAUUAAGCUGUAUAAAAUGGUCUUAAAGUUAUUCUAUUUUCCUAGUGUCCUUUUUUAAUUGCAAAUAUUGAGUAAACGUGGUAAAAUCUAUAAAAGGCUACGCCGAAAAGAGAAGUGUGUUCAAAUACACGCAUCACCUAUGGGCAGAAUAAUAAGGAUUAUUAUGGCACUUUGAUGCUUAAAAUUAUGAUAAUAUAAAGGAGCCAAGUCUUUGUACUGUAUUUUAUGUAAGCAAAUGCAAAACUGUGGGCAUAUAACUGCAAUUCACGGCGGUUCUUGCUACAAUACAUCUUACUAAUAGCACCAAUGUAUCCAUUCUGCCUAUGAGGAAUCGUGCAAAGUGGGGUGUCCCUCCUGCUAAACGAGUAAUUUGUUUAUGUAAUUUUUCAAUCGUGUCUUAUGCAGUGCAUCAGUCUGAUUUGAGUGUUGGUGGUAUGUACACUAUAUGCAUGGAAUUGUCAAGAAUGUCAUAGUACUCUGUGUAUGUAACUAGGGACCCAAGCCCAAACUAUGGAAAGCAGAUACAGAGUCUUCCUCAUCCAAACAUUACCAUCAGUGUUAUUUAUUUAGGCAGGUAUCUUUAUCCCAAACUUUUCUGUUACACUGCCAGAUAUUGAAAUGCAAUUUUAUCACUCCAGAGUGCACAUAUCACUGCACAUGGUGAAGUUCUUUUUGUUUGCCUCUGAUCCCAUAAAAAUCCCACCUUCCCUAUAAUUAGUUCUUGUGUCGACAUUGCUGCUGGAGACAGAGUGGAAACAGUGUUCAAGGUGAGGAUGUCAUUUUUAGAUGAAGUAUGGUCAUAUAUUGUAUGUUUACAUUGUGAUGGUAAUUAUAACUGUGCACAGGUCAGAUCUUACCUUAAAGGGGAUCUAAGCCUAAUUAAAAAAUUUUAAAUAAAC